AUGACUUCACAUUUUCCCGAUGAUUUUUCAUCCUAUACAAAUACUAGUCCAGAUAUUUUGUAUAUUCUUGUGGAGCUAAACAGAGAUGUUGGUUCGAGGAGCUACGUGAGAGGAGCCCUCGACAAGGUUCACCAAUGUCCCUACUGCAAUUAUUCUUCAUCUCUGAAGUGCAACAUGACUGAGCACUUGUUCACUCAUACCAGAGAGAACUCACUUUCAGUUUACAACAGUCACUCCCAAAGCCUUGCAGCAAAGAACCAGCUCUUGUAUAAAAGUUUAAAUCAUGUAGGAGGCUCCUACUCAUGCUCCUUAUGUCCAUACCGUGCAUCUCGGAGUUAUGCCUUAAAGUAUCACAUGUUGAAGCAUCAAAACUUCACUGUGGGACUGAACAGUGAUGGUUCGAGGAAUAGCGGGAGAGGAGCUGUCGGCAAGAUGCACCAGUGCCCAUACUGUAAAUAUUCCACCGUUAGGAAAGACCACAUAACAAAGCACAUUCGUACGCACACUGGAGAGAAACCUUUUACAUGUCCAUACUGUAACUACAGUGCUGCAUCAAAAGACAACUUGAAGUUACAUGUUCGCACCCACACUGGUGAGAAGCCAUUUAACUGUCCCUACUGUCCCUUUCGUGCUUCUCGGAAGGAUAGUCUUCAAGUUCACAUUCGUAUUCAUACUGGAGAGAAGCCAUACACUUGUUCUAAAUGUCCAUACCGUUCCUCUCAGAGGAAUGCAUUAGCAUGUAAUGUAUUUGUUGAUGGGCGUUCCCAACAGGUGGGGCCGAACAGUCAUGGUUCGAGGAAUUUCGGGAGAGGAGGCAGCAGCAAAGUGCACCAGUGUCCGUACUGUGUAUACUCAACAGUUAGGAAAGACCACAUGACAAAGCAUAUUCGUAUUCAUACAGGAGAAAAACCAUUCUCCUGUUCAUAUUGUUCUUAUAGCACUACAACCAAAGAUAGCCUUAAGCAGCAUGUUCGCACACAUACUGGAGAAAAACCUUUUACCUGUCCUUACUGCCCCUUUCGAGCAUCACAGAAUUGUAAUGUAAAAACCCACAUUCGUGUUCAUACCGGAGAGAGACCGUAUACAUGUUCAAAAUGUUCAUAUAGGGCAUCUCAGAAAUCUGCUUUACAGUCACACAUUGAUGUUCUGUCACAUCAUUAUCAACAUCAGGGGACAUCUAAUCAUCACAUCCUGAGUCCUGCCAUCCAGGAUGAGCCUGGCUAUGGGCUGGACAUGGAGUGGGUGGUGCUGGACCAAGAUUGUCUGAGACCUGGUGUUGGCGCAACUGGACAAGGAAGGGGCUACACCACUUCGAAGAAACACAAGUGCCUCUACUGUCCCUACACCACUAACCAGCACUCUCAUUUGACAGCACAUUACCGCACACAUACAGGGGAGAAGCCUUUUUCAUGCCCAUACUGCACCCAUCAUUCAAUGACUACCAGUGAUUUAAAUAAACAUAUCAGGAUUCAUACAGGAGAAAAACCAUUUGCCUGUCCACAUUGUUCCUAUCGCUCCACACAAAAUAGCAGUUUGAAGUCACAUCUUCGUACGCAUAGGGAAAAACCUUGA
This is a messenger RNA of Penaeus vannamei (Pacific white shrimp), 1572 nucleotides long. Lineage: Eukaryota; Metazoa; Arthropoda; Malacostraca; Decapoda; Penaeidae. The record is from RefSeq and is a predicted model, not a curated record.